GUUAAAUAUAUGUCUUAUCUCUUUUAAAAUUAUUAGCCUAUAUAAAUGGGAAUGUCUCUUGACAAUCACACAACGUAUGUGAACGGCAACAUGAAGUUGUUGGCAGUGACUUUGUUGGCUCUAGCAGUGGCCGCCACCGCGAGGCACAUCACGCUUGAAGAUGUCAUCGAAUUAGAAAAUAACACUCCCUACGAUUACAUCAAGAGCUUACCGCUGAUCCAAGAAGUCUUUAUUGAAGAAAAAAGUGAGAAAAACCCAUCCAGAAUAAUUGGUGGUUCAUUUGCAGCACUUGGACAAUUUCCGUAUCAAGCUGGACUUUUAAUCCAUUUACCAUUUGGAACUUCUAUUGCGAGUGCAAUCUUAAUCUCCAAUAAUAAAAUACUAACUGCUGCACACAACUUAAACGAUGGCGUAUCAAAUGUGCCAAGUGUGACUGUGGUCCUUGGAACCAAUACUUUAAUGGGUGAUGGUAUAAGACAAACUACCAGCGACUUUGUUUUGCACGAAAAUUAUGACAUUUCCAUAUUCAGAAGUGACAUUGCUAUAAUCAACUUACCAUCUAAAGUUGAAUUUUCCCGUAACCUCGCUGCUAUUGCUCUUCCUUCGGGAUCUCAACUCGAAGAAGAUUUUGCUGGUGAGGUUGGAAUUGCUUCCGGUUUUGGAAAUAAUCCUUCAAUUGGUGGUACACAUGCAAAUCAGCCACUUAGCUUCGUCGACUUGCCUGUGAUGUCAAACAACGAUUGCGCGAAAAUUUACGGUUCGUUUAUUCAGCCUGGCGUUGUUUGUACGGUUGGUGUUGUCGGCAAAAAUAUCUGCAGUGGUGACUCUGGUGGCCCUCUUGCUGUUGAAAGGAAUGAAAACCCCCUCUUAAUUGGUGUUGUUUCGUUUGGGCCCAGGUUUUGUGGAGAUCAUGGUCCAGCAGGUUACUCCAGGGUUAGCCACUACAUUGAGUGGAUAAACGAACGUCUUUAAAAUGUUUAAAACAUAAAUAAAUCCAACAAGUUUAAAUAAUA
Spodoptera exigua (beet armyworm) is the source of this 1013-nucleotide messenger RNA. The record is from the annotation of a GenBank genome assembly. NCBI's taxonomy places the organism in Eukaryota, Metazoa, Arthropoda, Insecta, Lepidoptera, Noctuidae.